This is a messenger RNA of Somion occarium, 2634 nucleotides long. NCBI's taxonomy places the organism in Eukaryota, Fungi, Basidiomycota, Agaricomycetes, Polyporales, Cerrenaceae. The record is from the annotation of a GenBank genome assembly.
ACUAUUUUUUUGGCUUGUGCCGUCCGUCUUGCCGCCUGCAACAAUGAUUGAACCAAGAACAAAAGCGACAUGGAUUCGAGAAGAUUUUUUAUAUAAGGACCCUGCGUCUUCCUGUGCCAUACUGACUUUUCCCCUUCCCAUUCAUCAUCCUUCCCUUCCUCGAGGCAGUGCCUAUCUUUCUGAAGCUGGACCUUUCUCUUGUUCUCCUUCACUGCACUUCCCAGGUUCCCCGCUCUCUUCUCUCAUUGUCAUUUUAAUUCCUCGAGGCCGGCCUUCCCAACAUGCAACUUGGUUUUACAUUCUCUUUCCUACUCGCAACUGUUUUGCUUGCUCUGUCACCUAAUGUCGAGGCCGCACCUGUAAAACGUGCGGGCAUCGUGACCCUUCCUUUGAAACGCAUUCAUCAAGCCCGCAAUGACGUGCAUCCUUUUAUGUUACUCCAACAGCACAUUAACCGUGGUCUAAAGCGCUAUGCGCGUAUGACCGGACGCGAAGCGCCCAGCGAUCUCGAGCUGAGAGCUCACAUUCAUAAACGCAUGUACAUUCCCGCAACUGGACCGGGAUCCAGAAAACCCGCUGUUGACAAACGUUUCAAUCGCUCCGGUGUCAGUCAUAUCUCUGAACCUGUGACAACUUUGGUCAACAACGCCGCCACAAAGGGUGGUAAGGGCAAAAACCGGAACAAGAAUGCUGCUGCAGGAACAGGUGCAACCAAUGGUACCGCAUCCAACGGCGGUGCUGGCUUUUCCGAGGUUGAUUUAGAGGCAGCUCUGAAAGGCACUUUGGCUCCCGCGGGAAAUCCCACCGCUGACAACUCCCUUGGACUCGAUAUCGAGGCUAAUGAUGUUGGUUACAUCGCAACUGUGCAAAUGGGGACUCCACCCAGGGAUUUCAAGCUUCUUAUGGAUUCGGGUUCGGCUGAUCUCUGGGUCGGUGGGGAGAACUGCCAAUCCGAGGAUGGAGGAGACUGUGGCAACCACGUCUUCCUCGGUUCUGGCAGUUCAUCCAGCUUUGUUGACACGAAGCAGCAGUUCCAGGUAACCUAUGGUUCCGGGGCCGUGGCAGGAGAUAUUAUCACAGACGAUAUCAAUGUUGCUGGUCUUGACCUGAAGGCACACAAGUUCGGGGUUGCGACUCAGGAGACUGUAGACUUCUCCAGCAAUCAAACUCCAUUCGACGGUUUGAUGGGUCUUGCCCAAUCUACAUUGUCCCAGCAACAGACUCUCACUCCCGUGGAAGCCCUCUCAAAGAAUGGCCUCAUUCAGGAUGCCAUCACGUCGUACAAGAUCUCUCGACUAGCAGAUGGCAAGAACGAUGGCGAAAUCACUUUCGGCGGUCUCGACCAGACCAAGUUCGAUGCCAACACGCUCGUUACCUUCGACAAUGUGAAUAAGCAAGGAUUCUGGGAAGGUGCUAUGACGGUUUCGGUUAAUGGUCAAGAUCUCGGACUCAAGGGUCGCACCGCCAUUCUCGACACUGGAACCACGCUCGUCAUCGCACCCGCGGCCGAUGCUACUGCCGUUCAUCAAGCUAUUCCAGGUGCCAAGUCAGAUGGACAGGGCGGAUUCACUAUUCCUUGCACUACGACUGCGUCUGUCGCUCUUACGUUUGGAGGUCAAACAUUCGACAUCAACCCUCAGGAUCUGCUCUUUGUUCCCGUUGAUCAGAAUGACCUCCAAGGUGAUUGUGUGUCCGGUAUCUCGUCUGGCAAUAUUGGUGGUGAUGCAGAGUGGCUGGUUGGCGAUGUCUUCUUGAAGAACGCCUACUUCUCCACAGAUGUGACCAAGAAUCAAAUCUCGCUCGCCAAGCUUGUCUAAGGUGUCGACCCUUUGACUGCAUCUUGGAGGCGGGUAGAAGAACACGCACAGAACAAUGAGAAACCCGCUUCGCUCUCAUUCAUUCAUUCCCCCGCCCACCCCACAACAUUCAUUUCUGCUGUUUCGUUUCUCAUGGGUUGUUCUCGCUAUUGCAUAGCUGUGUAUUAUUAUUGCUGCUUUUCUUCUGUAUUCUAGGUUAGACACAAUUACAUGCUCUGAAGCAGCUUCCAAAAUGAGCGUACCUAUACGAUGGGGGCCGUGACAAGAUCCGCUGACCUACGGAAUAACGCAAGUGCAGUGCAUCUCGGACUCUCGUUCAGACGUCUGCUGCUAGUAAGCUUUUGAAUCCGUCGCCGGCCGCUGGGAGCCGUUCAAGGUAUCCAAAGCGUCCCAAGUUCGGACCUGUCCGUAUAUGUUGAUUCAAUGCACCAAAAAGAGGACUAUCGCCACACGAGGGUCGUUCCCAAGAUUAUCCGCAGCGUCCCAUGACGGCUCUCGUGCUUUCAAGUUCGGGUUCUGACUUUACACUUUCAAAGUUGGGGGUCCAAACAUACGGCUUCUUUGCCGCUGGAUGUUCCUGAGCCGGCGAAGUCGAAGCUAAAGAGAGGUCUGAUCAGCACGUUCAUAGGGCCCGAGCACCUACCUGGUCACGCCCCCAGUCUAUACUAUUUUUAUUCAGAAAAGGAAGAAAAGGAGAUGCGAGGUUGGAAACCAACUCUCUUUAUCGACACUGGCAUGGGUCAAUUUGCAAAUUGUCAGAGAAGUAUGAGUCUUGGGAAGUACAGUAGAUUUGCGAUCCAGUCUAUUUCUGUUCAGU